This is a messenger RNA of Branchiostoma belcheri (Belcher's lancelet), 4631 nucleotides long. Its product is annotated as cGMP-dependent protein kinase 1-like. The coding region runs from base 712 to 2859 and encodes 715 amino acids. The transcript has 19 exons. NCBI's taxonomy places the organism in Eukaryota, Metazoa, Chordata, Leptocardii, Amphioxiformes, Branchiostomatidae. Gene Ontology annotation, molecular function: cGMP-dependent protein kinase activity; ATP binding. The record is from RefSeq and is a predicted model, not a curated record. Gene Ontology annotation, biological process: protein phosphorylation.
GGUUUGUUAAACAACGCUUUAAAAACACAAAGGGGCAUAAAAGCACAUAAGCUUUUUCUGUACUUUGAAAAUUACAGAUUGACCAUAUGUCAUCCGAGGGAGGGGGGCUGUAUCAAAGCAACCACACUUACCUAAUAUGUAAUUAUGACCUAGAUGUGUAUACAUGUCCGUAAUUCUAUCAAUCACUUAAGUUGUUUUAUUGCUGUAUUUAUUGCGUCAUAUGAUUAAUUGGUGUACUGACCAUACUCACCAACACAAUACAAUAACCUUUGACUUCUUCUAGAUGGUUAUUUAAUGUAAAACACUUGGGUUUUUAAUGAAUAACCAAAGGUCGCCGUUUCUAACCUUUAUCUUUUAGGAGGGCCCAUGCGCGUGAAAUAAGAGUAAACAUUGUGUGAGUAACGCCGACAAACGUGUAAUGAUUAUUGCAACAAGAAACACUUCACAGACCAUCGUCUCGUGACUUUGUUCAUUUGCGUUUGUUCUCGGUUUUUCGACUUUGACCGUUCUACCAAGCUAGAUUUUACUGAGUCGCCAUCUUUGACGCGAAGUAGAGGGCAAAGAAAGCCAGACUGUUGUCACCUUUGUGUCUGUAUCGCCAAGGAGUAGCCUGCUGUACAUUUGAGGGUAUUGCGAGAAACCAGCUCCCAUUGGUUGGCAUUGACUCGCGAUGCGUUGUCUUUGAGGUACGUCGUCUUUGUGGCAGAAAAUAUGUUCGGGAACUCGAAAUUCAAGCUCCCGGGGCUCGGAAGCCACAGAACCAGCAGGGAGAAUAAGGAGGACGCCAAACCAACCGCACAGAUGACUGGUUACGUCACCAUCACGGAUCUUAAAGACGAGAAUCAGAACCUUAAAGAACAACUGGCACAGCUGAAGCAAGACAUCGACAACGUCAAGAAAGAAUCCGAGGAGGAAAAGACGGGUCUGAAGAGGAAACUGUCAGAGAAAAAUGCAGAAAUCGAAGAGCUGCGAAAGGAGGUGGCGAAGCUACAGUCGGUAUUACAGCCCUUAAUGCCGACAUCGAGGAAGAAGCUGAAGAAGAUCGCUGUGUCUGGCGUGCCGAUCAACGAGGCUGAGGUCUCCAAGUCUGACCUGCCAAGAAAGCCCAAACAGUCUGGUGUCAGGGCGAUGAUCAAGGCGGCCAUCUUGAAUAAUGACUUUCUGAAGUAUCUGGAGGAGGAUCAGAUCGACACCAUAGUGGACUGUAUGUACAAGAAGGAGGUUCCCGCUGGGACUAAGGUCAUCACUGAGGGGGAGAUGGGGCUCCACCUGUACGUCACAGAAGAGGGUGAGCUUCAGGUGUCUAAGGAAGGUAAGAUCCUGAGGAACAUGGGCAGACAGACGCUGUUUGGAGAACUGGCGCUGCUGUACGACUGUGAGCGUACUGCAACCGUGCAAGCACUGACGCCUGCACGACUGUGGACAAUAGACAGGAGGAUUUUCCAGCUCAUCAUGAUGAAAACAACCAAAACCAAACUAGAAGCAUACGUCUCGUUUCUCAAGAGCGUCCCACUGCUGCAGACCGCGUCAGAACAAAACCUUGUGCGGAUCGCGGAAUGUUUGGAGGAGGAAACGUACGAACAGGGACAGUACAUUGUACGGCAGGGGGAGGUAGGAGAUUGCUUCUUCAUCAUCAUGGACGGCGAGGUUCGUGUGACUGAGAAAGUUGGAAACAGAAUCCAGGAAAAACGGAAGCUCAACCGAGGAGACUACUUUGGGGAAAAAGCACUUGAUGGCCAAGGGGAUGUGAGGACUGCGAGCUGCAUAGCGGAGACUCCCAUUGUCAAGUGCCUACUGUUGGACAGGGGACCUUUCAUGAAGCUGAUAGGGUCUCUGCAGGAAAUGAAAGAAGCUCUCGCCAGACGGCCUGGUUCGCUACCACGACCUCAGUCAGAGUACACCGACGAAGAGAUAUUGCUGAAAGAUCUCGAAACCAUCGCAACUCUGGGAGUCGGUGGCUUUGGGCGUGUCAAAUUGGUCCGCUGGAAGGACAAGUCUUUCGCCCUGAAGUGCCUAAAGAAGCGCCACAUCGUCAACACCAAACAGCAGAAGCAUGUGGCCUCGGAGAAGAAAAUCAUGAUGGCGGCCAACUCGCCCUUCAUCAUCAAACUGCAUCGCACAUUCAAGGACAACAAAUAUGUGUACAUGCUGAUGGACGCGUGCUUGGGAGGCGAGCUUUGGAGCGUGUUGAGGGACGAACAGUCGUUCCCUGACGCCACGGCUCGGUUCUGCACGGCGUGUGUGAUCGAGGCUCUGUCCUACCUACACAACAUGGGGAUCGUCUACCGGGAUCUCAAGCCGGAGAACCUCCUCAUCGACCAGAAGGGCUACGUCAAACUGUGUGAUUUCGGAUUUGCCAAGCAGAUCGGCUAUGAGCGCAAGACGUGGACGUUUUGCGGCACUCCAGAGUACGUCGCACCGGAAAUCAUCCUCAACAAAGGUCACGACCUUUCCACUGACAUCUGGUCCAUCGGGAUCCUCAUGUACGAGCUGCUGACUGGGAUGCCUCCGUUUUCUGCAACUGACCCCAUGAAGACCUACAACCUGAUUCUGAAGGGCAUCGACAGCAUCGACUUUCCCAGGAAGGUCGGCAAGAUGGCGAAGGACCUCAUCAGACGACUCUGCAGAGAGAACACUGCUGAGAGACUGGGCAACCAGUCAAACGGCAUCGCAGACAUCAGGAGACACAAAUGGUUCCAUGGGUUUGACUGGGAAGGUCUGAACAACAUGACGAUGUCACCUCCGGGUCCGCUGAAGAGGAAGAUUAAUGGUCCAUUUGAUGCGUCCAACUUUGAUCCGUACCCGGAUGACAAUGAGAAUCCCCCAGACGAACUGUCUGGCUGGGACGUUGACUUUUAAGUCCCGUUGUCUCGUCCAGCCAAUUAAGGCACAGGAAGAUGCCUUCCGGUACAUCUUCCCAGUCAGAUCUACCGUUAGGACGCCUGUAAUCAAAUAGAUCAGUUACCUUCCAAUCAUUGCAAGAGUCAGGCUCAAUCAGAUGAGAGUAAAAAGGAGACGACCUAAUUUUCCCCAGAUAUCGUUUAGAAAGAAUCAGAGAUGCACCCUGUAGUUUUGAUGAUUACCAGUGGCAAUUUAGGUCAAUCUCGUCACACUCUUUGACCCAUUGCCCACGUCAUUGCUUCGGUAAGGUGACGUGUCCUGAACAACUGGGGUCAGUCUUCCUAAAGUAGAGCAAAGAUACAUUCUGCUCUAUAGUCAACAGAUAGAAAGCUUAAAGUUUACAAAACAUUUUAUUAGGCUUUAAUCGACGAUGUAAUAUUGCUAUUGUCAACGAUAAUUAAGGCUUAAUGACCCGCCUUGAGGUUUCUACGGUAUUACAUAACGAAUGACCAGUGAGCUGUCACCACUAAACUACUGAGCAAGCAAAGCAUGAUGGCUGUUAAGCUGAUAGAAAUGAGGAAUGUAAUUGCUCAACAAUCCACGGCCCACCAUUUCGAACUUCAAUUGAAAUAUAUGGUAAACAUCUAAAAAGUGAGCUGUCAAAUAUCACCUUCAGUUUUGUAACUAUUGCAAACUCACAUUGAUAGGGUAGCUUGGCCUCCAAAUUUUUCAUUUAGCCCCAAAUUCUUCUUUUUUAAACAGGCACAAACUCAUUGUAGGCCAGUGUUUUUUUUCCAAGGAAAUAAAAAGAAAGAAAACCUUUCAGCUACAAAAUGUCAGUAAUUAGCAAAAUAUGCCAAAAAAGGCUGUUUAUUGUUGGUUUGGAUGCUCUCACCAACGGCUGCUCAAAAUGGGCCUUCUGCGCCUGCACGUAAUGGUGAUCAAUGCCAAAGACAGCCUGGCAAAAUAAUUCUAUGAACUAAACUCUCUACUUAGGCAACAUUUAAUCAUUGUCUUAGUUAAUGCCAUUGACAUCAAACUCUGGUUGGAAUAUAUUUAAUACUAAGAUGUUGAUAUUUAGUUUUUAUUUCAUCUAAUCAAAAUAACGACUUCCAAGAAAGACUGGUAUCACACGAUGUAAUAAUUAUCACAACGAUGCUACUGCAUAAACAGUAGUUUUGACAGUCUUUGUAUCAUAUAGCUCUGUAUAAGUUUCUUGACAACUUUACUCUAUCUAACAAUGUACAGAAACUGAAUAUAUCUUACAAAUCAAAAAUUUGCUGAACAAAAGGCAACUUUGCUUCAAACUAUCGAAUGAAUGUACGUAUCAGUAAUGAUAUGUUUUCACAAUCUCAGGCAGAGGGUUCAGUCAGCUACUAACAGCAAAGAUUGUUCAACACAGGCUAAUCUGUAUUGCUAAACAUCACAGGAUUACGAGGCACUAGCGGCUAGUCCCUGUUCCCUGUUCUACAUUAUACACGUAAGGUCACUAAAGGUAUAACUUCAAAUAGUCUGGACUUCAUUCUGUACGACUUGACUUUAUAAUUGUUUUAUUAAAGUUGGAAUCUUGGAAUGUUCCUUUUUAAUAUUUCCGAAUGACUACGAUUUCUUUGUCCAUCUUGGAUAGAUUUACUGAAACAACAGGCUUACAGACACUUGUCAAGGACACUUGUCAAUCACAACAUUGAUAAGGUCAUUAUCAUAUAAGAGUUGUUGUUUUGACAUUGUAUGUGGAAUAAAAGUAGUGGGGGUCCUUUUGAAUAAUCCAAAUAAAACCAUACUUCUCGAUA